AUGGCACACAAGGACACGCUUUUCCUCUUGAUCCCAACAAACGGCGAAGCAGAAGCUGCACUCAAUCUUCCUGCAAAUUCCCGGUAUGUCUCGUCAUUCUCCUCCCUGAGCCCUCGGGGACUCGAAGUGGGUUUCCAUGUAACGUCCGUUCCAUCGCGUGUUCUCGCAACAGUCGGUCGCAAGGGUGACUUGACCCUCCAAGGGUCAAGUGUUUCCCGGACGCAUGUUGCUUUCGAGAUGCACCCGGAUACUUUGGUGGUGCGUCUCUCUGUGAAAGCUAAGGGCGCAAAAACCGUCACCGUUCACCGCCAGAUUGGUGCGCAACCUGGAGUUGUCGAAGGGGACUGUGUCCUCACCUACGGGGUAGAAUAUGGUCUGACAAUUGCGCAAUACACCUUUCGAGUAUCCUGGAAGCCCAUUUCUCCUGAAGCUCUUCGGGACUUGGCGAUCGCAGGCUACCGCGACUCCCGAGGCCGGCAAAACGAGGUGGAUCUACGGGACUGGCCCACCGAACCGCCGCUCCAAAAGCGCCCAUGGUACGAGGUCCGGUGCGAUGCCCCGGGCAUAACGGGGCCCAGGUUUCGGGAGGCUGCUGGAACGCUACGCGAAAAAGUUGGUAGAGGAGCUUCCGCAUCCGUCUAUCGGGCUGUCGACGAGGAAUCCGGCCAUGCGUUCGCGAUCAAAGCAGUCGCCCGGAAAACUCCAGCCGAGGCUCUACCCAUCAGCGAUCGCUUUAAGCAUGAAGUGAACAUUCUUUCGGAGCUAAAACACGAAAACAUCAUCAAGCUGUUGGGCCACGCCGAGCUACCUAACGGGACCAUCGAAAUACACCUACCGCUACGCCCCGGAAACCUCCGGUCCAUCAUCACCUCCCCGAACUGGCGACAGGAAGACGAUGAUAAGCUGUGCAAGUCUACAAUGUCUCAGAUGCUCUGUGCCCUUGACUAUCUCGCCGUCUAUGGGCUAUGCCACCGGGAUGUGAAACCGGAAAACAUCCUUUGCCUCCCUCUCCCGGCAGGCGGCCAUCGGUUUGAACUCGCCGAUUUUGAAUUGGCAGUCCACAUCAGCAAAGCCGAGGGCCACUGCGGCACCAAGACCUAUCAGGCUCCCGAAUCACACCCCAGCGGCAAGUUCCCCCAAAGCCCCAAAAUGGAUGUAUGGUCGCUGUUCGCCACCAUCGCCGACAUCCAUCACCGGUUUGAUGAGUUCCCACCCCCCUCAAAUGCCUCGUACAGCAAUGUUCGUCGUUCCAUCGUCGCCAUCGCCCAAGUUUGGCCUACCUUCGCGGAUAUGGUCCAGGAGAACCCCGACCUUCGUGUCUCAGCCGCCGAGUUGCUUCUUACCAACUUUGACGGGGAGGGCCUCACCACA
This is a messenger RNA of Dichotomopilus funicola, 1371 nucleotides long. Its product is annotated as kinase-like domain-containing protein. Gene Ontology annotation, cellular component: nucleus. Gene Ontology annotation, biological process: mitotic DNA damage checkpoint signaling; protein phosphorylation. The record is from RefSeq and is a predicted model, not a curated record. The transcript has 2 exons. The annotation marks the transcript as partial. Gene Ontology annotation, molecular function: protein serine/threonine kinase activity; ATP binding. Lineage: Eukaryota; Fungi; Ascomycota; Sordariomycetes; Sordariales; Chaetomiaceae.